Marasmius oreades (fairy-ring Marasmius) is the source of this 3978-nucleotide messenger RNA. RefSeq lists its product as uncharacterized. Lineage: Eukaryota; Fungi; Basidiomycota; Agaricomycetes; Agaricales; Marasmiaceae. Gene Ontology annotation, biological process: proteolysis. The record is from RefSeq and is a predicted model, not a curated record. Bases 1 to 3978 code for a protein of 1325 amino acids. The transcript is spliced from 12 exons. Gene Ontology annotation, molecular function: cysteine-type peptidase activity.
AUGCCCUUCGGAACGGUUGUUCGUAGUCCAGGAAAAAAGCGGAUGAAGGCCAGGGCAGACCACUACGUGUCCGUACCAGGAAACGCACGAAAGCGUGCAGCAAUCCAGUCGCGACUCGCGUCGCUUAUAGCUACUGCACGAGCAGCCAGCUCGCCAUUAGUAAACGAUGGCGGACGGACGCAAGAGGAGAUGGUCGAUAUUGCAGAGGGGGAGCCAGGCAGAGAUGUUGGAGGGGUUGACCAGGAUGGUAUAGCCGGAAGGAAUGGUAUGGACAUCGAUAUUCUGGAACCCGCAGAUCCAGAUUCGUUCAUCAGCUACAUUACUGGAAUAUCGACACCCAGCCUGAAUCUGCCUUCAUCGGAUAAUGUCAGUACGACACGUCUCAGUGACGCGUCUUCGUUGAAUAUACGCUGGAAAGACCUACUCCCAACCCUGAUGGAUUCUUUCCUGGUCUAUCGCAACAAGUCCGUGCGCAGGCUCGAUCCGUUACCGCUGCAAUUCACACGUCACUGUUCGACGGGAACCUGUAAACCAAGACAGUCAAAAGUGCGGUGUUACACGUUGUGCAGUUACUGCGAUAUCGUGGUACCUCACUGUGAAUGCCUGACAUUACCUCAGGUUUUAGUGCAGCAUGGAAUGUUCCCCGCAUCUCCCUCACGCCUACGGACCGCAUUCUCCAUCGAGCUCCUUGACCUGUAUCAUAGGUUGUGGCAGCGUUCAUCGGAUGCAAUUACAUCCUUCUCUAGUGCCCUAAUUGCAACAUACAAGUACCGCGGUUUUUCGUUGUAUGGUGAAAAGGGCGGUGAACAGCAUGACCCGAUUCGUCGUCCGCUUAGCCAGGCUAUACAAUGGUAUGACUGUCUUGCAGUCAUGGUAGAACGCCAGGUAAACAACAUCAUUGAUACCUGCAUCUCCGAGGGUAGUGCGCCUUCUCCUACUGCUCACGCCUCUGGCUCGUCGAAUUUACGGGCGGCUGUCGACACCGCACCGACGCCCGCAGCGCUUGAACCGUUUGGCAGCGGUGCGCCGGGUCCUUUCGAGGAGUUGUCCAAAGACGAGUGUGCUGCAAGGUUACAGCGCCUGUGUCCCUGCUGCUUCGGUGGUAAUAAAUAUGGGCUUUCAUUUGACGAUGGUGGCGACAUUCACGUAGCACUUGAUGGUAAUUUGCACCAUCGACAGCUAGCUUCGGCUGGAGAGGGAGUUCCCUUUUAUGACUCAACACGAUUUCUCUCCAAGGCCUUUGUGGAUAGCGUAGGAGAGCGGAUGGCAGCAGCCCGAAAGAAACCACCAAAACCUCGAAAUCCGAAGGUUCCUGAUGAAGCAAUUGAUCAGUGUCGUGAGUCUUAUCAUGCUGCAAAGGGUGACUCGAAGAAUGCGGCUUCGGAUGUCUUUCGCGAAAGGGGACUUAUGGGACUUGUUUGCCGACACGACAUACCAGUUCUCAUAGCGUCUAUCGAUACGCCAGGGGAACAACAGAAGUAUGCGAUAGCACUGUUUGAAGCACUGUUUUCCCUCAUCCCCAACUUUGCUACUGUACUUGGAUUAUACGACAUCGGCUGCGUGCUUGACCGUAGCCUUGAAAUGUAUGAUUUCCUGCCGUUAGAAUGCGCCUCCAGAUUACGGCUGGCGACAAGUGUUCUGCAUGCAUAUGGACACCAGUGGGCAUGUCAGCUCAAAUACAACCCUCGGCUUCGAAGCGGAUUGGGUCUAACGGAUGGCGAGGGUACGGAGCGACUGUGGGCAGCAUUGAGAAAGUUAAUUGGUCCAGAGAGGCAAUCUUCACGUGAACGGCGCAAAUGGUUACUCGAUAGAUGUCUCGACUACGUUGCCGAGGAGCGACAAGAGGACCUGGGAACAUGGAUGACGACCAGGCUGUACAAGAAUGUGCAAAUCAAAGAGAGCGAGGCGAAGAAUGACUUGGAACAGGUUGGGAUCCCAGUAGCGGAGCUUCGUCAACAUUGGAAGGAACAAAGAGAUGCUCAGACCUCUGUUCGUUCUCAUGCGCACCUUCGCCUGAAGAAGGAGCUCAACAAGGUCUUACAACUCCAAGCCGAAAUCGACUCCCUCGAAGAAACCAUCUCUGCUACCAAGACAUCUAUCAAACACCUACCUCACGUGUCUCCCAAUGCACUGGACACGCUCUCCGAGCUUGAGUCUGCACAUCUUAGUCUGAAGGCACGCGCGGAGGACCUCUAUGCUUCCCUCAAUAUUCCCGAAGAUUUUCCUGACUUGAAAAAUAUCCCUUUCGACUUUCUUCGGAUGCUGUUGAUUGCAAGAGACCUCAAGAUUAGCAUCCGAAAGCGUUCAAUCGGAAGCUUUUAUGAGUGGCAAAAGCUGGACCGUGCCGUUGGAGGGCGCGAAUUUGCACUGGGAACGAAAGCACAUCAGCUCACCCGGAAGUCGAUUACCAAGCGAACUCCAGCGCUUCAGAGCGCCAUUCGAAAAUUCAAUGAUCUCUGUGACAAGCUUCGAAAGCUACAUAACUCAAACUAUGCUGUCCCUGUUCCAAAGCCUCUCCCAACCGACUUAACAGCCCUUCGCGACCCAGAGAGGUCAUACCUCUGGGAAGAUGUCUGGAUUUCCCGCUCGGACAAUGACAUCGCUCCACGCUGGUUGGUGGAUGAGAAUGUACGCAAGGGAAUACGAGCGAUGCUGACCCUCGAAAGGUGUCGUGAAGAACGUGCACGACUGGAGCAUGAGGCUCGCAAUAUGUGUAAAUGGUACAGUCAGGAGCAGCUGAGUAUCGAGUUUGCAUGCGCGUCGGCGAAGUACUCGAAGUUCCGGACUCUCCUAAAUCUGCGACUGCAGGCUCACCUGGAUCUGGCGGUCCGAUGGACAAAUCCUUUCGCCUCCCUCUCACAGCUACGUGGUGUUUCCGAACUUCGGAGAUCACCAGACUCUGCUACUCUUCAGGCCGUUGUAGAUGAGUCGGUGGGGGAAGACGUAGAUGAGCUGAUCGAAGAGUUCCAUGAUAUUGGAUUUGUGGAUGCUACGGCUGAUCAGUAUCUGGCCGAGGUGCUGGAUGAUGUGGGUGAGAUGUCAGAUGAUUAUGCGGGUGAGGACAAUAAUGGGCAUGCGAGUGAGGACAAGAUUGAAGAGGGCCAUGUGCAUGCUAAGCAAGAGGACAGUAACAACAUAGCAUUCGAUUGGUUGCUGCCGUCAGGCCUUCAACGCGACUCAAGCCUUCUCUUUCUAGUGAAGACCUUCCCACAAUGGCGUACUGCAGGCGACUUGUCGUCAAUCCGGGAGCUCACAAGUACCAUUACCCAGAUGCGGUACACAUUUAGGAGUGAGAUGCUCGACAGGAUAGAUGGUAGAACUUCGCGUCUAUGCGGAGAUUCUAUAAACGCCUGUGCUGUGCUUCUACAGGAGCUAAUAUCUAGCGACUCUUCGAUAUCCGGGAGUGCUUUAUCUUCGCCAGAUACAGCCGGCAAAUUCGCUAUCCUUUCGACCUAUGUUACUCCAAAAAUAUUCGAAGAGCCUGGGAAUCAAGGAGUUUGGCGUUUAGCGAGGAGGAGUAGGUAUUGGUGUUAUGAGAAGUGGAUCCUACCGCUACAUGACAGGGAGAUGGAGCAUUGGCUUCUAGCAGUCUUCUGUUUGAAGUCUCGCAACAUCUACCUGUUCGAUAGUUUCGGAUCGAGAGUAACUGUGAAUGCCUGGGUACCUAAGAUGUAUACUAUCCUCUCUUCGCUCGUAGAGGCUGCACAAGAACAUGGUCAUCUGCAGUCCGUAUCAAAGUCUAACUGGACUGUACGACCGUUCAAUGAUGAACGACUCCAGUCAAAUGGUUACGACUGCGGGGUAUGGGUUUUGUAUACUAUGACAGCUAUUUUACGUGGAAAGACUAUUCCACUCACACCAGAGGAGGAGAUAACAGGUUUCCGUGUGUGGCUUUCAAAAAUGAUACGGUAUCUACCAUGUAAAGUACUCGAGCCCUCAGAAUCACCCUCAUCAGAUGGCGAGAUUGAGAUGUAUUAG